GCCUACUUGUCGGGUGGGCUCGUAAACUGCGAUAUUUCUGACAGCACCGAAAGGCACCAUAAAUCCAUCCUCCCCAUCAGCAGUCUGCGCAAAAACAUUUCUCCUGAGCGGCUCCAGCAGCAAACUUCACCGACUCUCUGCGAAGGAACACACCGACAUGGAUGCCCUAAAGUCGGCCGGGAGAGCCAUCAUCCGGAGCCCGAGUAUGGCGAAACAGUCCUGGAGUGCUGGCAGACACAGAAAGCUUCCAGAAAACUGGACCGACACACGGGAGACCAUUGUUGAAGGCAUGACCUUUAACCUCCGUCACCUCGGCAUGACACUAGUGGACCAGCCUAAGGGAGAGGAGCUGUCAGCGGCUGCAGUGAAGAGGAUCGUGGCCACGGCUAAAGCCAGUGGGAAGAAGCCUCAGAAGGUCGCUCUGAAGGUCUCCCCUCAGGGAAUCCUCCUGUACGACAACUUGUCCAAUACACAACUGGAAAACGUCUCCAUAUACAGAAUAUCCUACUGCACAGUGGACAAACUGCACGAUAAAGUGUUUGCUUACAUCGCUCAAAACACCCUCAACGGGACCCUGGAGUGCCACGCCUACCUCUGCUCCAAGAGGAAAGUGGCUCAGGCGGUGGCUCUGACAGUAGCUCAGGCCUUCACCGUAGCGUUUGAAAUCUGGCAAGUGGCCAAAGAAGAGAAAGGGAAACGGGCGAAGUCUGGUUCAGCCGGAGAGGCCAGCAGCAGCUCCCAUUCAGAGAGAUCCAACAGCUUGGGGAGCCUGAAGGGGACGGAUGUUGCCACAGACAACCUGUUGGACUUUGAGGACAGUGUGAAUGGGAUGGUGGAGACCAGUGGGAAUACAGAGGAGGAUCAGCUGGACAACCACCGACCGUCUGAGACCAGCAACAACCCCAACUUGGAACUAGAGGACAGUUUGGACGAAGCGUUUUCCAACCAUGCUCUGGAUAGCUAUGGUUCAUGUGCAGACUGGCAAUGUCGCGUACUAACCCCCAGGUCCUGGACAUUGGGGUGACGCCCCAGGAUCUGCUCAUUGAACCCGACUGGGACGGCAGCAACAGAAACACUCCCAACAACCUCAGCCCGUUCGGGGACGAUAUCUUCGGCUUCUGACCACCACAACAAACACAUCAGCGAGAGAUAGAGAGAGACGACGAUGACAACAACCAAGGGGAGGAAGGGGGGGGGGGGGGGUCUUUAUGUCUUCCUGAGAACUAACAAAGGUAUCAAUGUGUAUUUAAGAUAAGACCACAGGAAGUCCAUAAGGGAAUAAGUGUCAAGAUUAGAAUCCUCACCUGGUUGGUUGCACAUGGGCAGGUCUUCCCUUCUUUGUGGGGAAACAGCACCAAAGCAAUAACAUCAUCCUUUUAUGGUUGCUUCCAUUUCCAUAGUUCUGGCAUUAUAAUCAGUGUUUACAUGUUUAGUUAUAAUUUAUAGAUUUGUAAUUAUUUUUCUAUGGAUGAAGAGUGUGAUUUAACUGAGUUUUUAUGUACAGAUUGUAUCAACAGGCUUUAAUAACAGCAGGACAAUCAGCCACACUUCAGUGGAAGUAGUUAACGUGAGGAUUUGGUCUACUAAAAUGUAAGGUUCUGUUUCACUGCAGUGUGACAGAGUUGUUUCAAGGUUAUCAGAAUCCCUUUUUGCAAAUUAAUGUGCGUUGUAAUCUACCAGCAUUAUACAGAAAUAAAAUAUAUUCAUGAAUAAUAAAUGGACUCUUUUGGUAUA
This is a messenger RNA of Eleginops maclovinus (Patagonian blennie), 1734 nucleotides long. It is a transcript of the gene ldlrap1a, whose product is annotated as low density lipoprotein receptor adaptor protein 1a. The coding region runs from base 158 to 1024 and encodes 288 amino acids. The record is from RefSeq and is a predicted model, not a curated record. The transcript is spliced from 10 exons. Lineage: Eukaryota; Metazoa; Chordata; Actinopteri; Perciformes; Eleginopidae.